This is a messenger RNA of Symsagittifera roscoffensis, 1279 nucleotides long. RefSeq lists its product as uncharacterized. The transcript has 4 exons. The record is from RefSeq and is a predicted model, not a curated record. The coding region runs from base 74 to 1132 and encodes 352 amino acids. NCBI's taxonomy places the organism in Eukaryota, Metazoa, Xenacoelomorpha, Acoela, Convolutidae.
GUAUAAUGGUGUCUGUUGUUAUAACUAGAGCUAGUUAGUAAAAUACCUAUACAGUGAAAAUUGCAAAAAAAACAUGGGCAGCAAGUCUUCACCCGACUCCUCCCCCUCGCCUGCUAAAAAGAGGAAGGAGAAGAAGUCAAAUAAGAAGGGGGAGAAGAGGAGGAAGAAGGGGAGUAAAGGGAAGGAGCACAGGAGCAGAAGUAGGUCUCUGAAGGAAACAGGUGCAUUCGAGAGAGUACUGAACAAUUACCACUCUACAGGCGGCGCGGCUAGUGUAGGCGAUGAGCACUGGCUCAAUCUGGCUCUGGAGUUGAAGCCCCUGGAUGAGAUGGUGGGAGACCGGGGAAGACUGAUGGAGGAAGUGUUUGCUAUUCUGGGGGGAGACCAGCAGCUGAAUGAACUGCUUCCAGAGGUCAUCCGCAAGGCGAAUCAUUCUCCCGAGGAAAUCAGAGAACUACUGGUGAGCGAAUGCAAAAGAAUGACAGACGAGGACAUUCUGGAUGUGCUCAAGGGGAGGAAGGCUGUCGUGCCUGCGAACAGGAAACAACCGACAGAGAACUCCCGCCAAGGAUCCUCAAGCAGUAGAAAGUCGGUGGAGAGAGUCACUACAGACGAUUUAACAAAAUCAUUCCUCCAGGUGGACCCUGCGGCAAGUGGGGAGCCAACGCCUAGUCAGAUGGAGCUGCUGGAACUGGAAAUGAGAGCGAGAGCCAUCAAGUCACUCAUGCAUAAGCAGACUGUUCCAGAAACAAAUCCAGAGACGGUACUGAGCUCUGGAACUGGAGAUGGGCAAAUCGAGGAGCCAGAAACUGAGUUACAAUCUACAGAGGCUGUGUCUACAAAUGAAACGCCAGCGGGAAACGAGGCUGGUGCUUCUUAUAUUGUGACACCUCCAGAGCCAACGCAUAGUGAACAAGUUAUAAAAGAACCAAAAGCUCCUGAAGAUGUUAUCGAACCCAUUGCUUCAACUUCACAUUCAAACUCAAGCAAGGCAAAUGAAGCUAAUAGUGAAAAUGCGACCGGUGCUGAAUCGGAAUCUGGAUUGUCGAAGGCCAAAAUGAAACGAAAUCUUCCGAUGUCUGAUGAUCUGUUGAUUACAGAAAUAAGCGACGAAGAAAUGGAUCCCCUUUGAAAUGGAAAAUUUAGAAUGACAAACUUUUGAUUUUUCUUGUUGAGCUCUGACAAUGAUGCAAUAUUGUUGAUCUACAUUGUUUAGCUAGAUAAUUUUAUUCCUCUUUGAUUCCAUUUUCUUUUUUGAAAUUAUUUAUUUGACCCAUAA